UCUCGCUUCAGACAAGUCUCCUCUCGCGUCUAUGAUGAAUGCCGCUGCGUAAAUGCUUCAAGAAACACCUAAGAAACUUUCUUCAACAUGAAGCAGCUGCUCAAUGAACGCAUCUGCGCUUUAUUCCGCAGUAACUGGCAGCAUACUCUCACAUAUUGGAGUGUAUUCUUUAGUUUUGGACUCUGUGUCGCUUUUCUGGGUCCGACCAUCCUGGACCUGAGAUGUCAGACUCAGUCCACGCUACAGGAGAUCACUCUGGUCUUCUUCUCCCAACAGUUUUUCCUCUUUAUUGGAAGCACCAUUGGAGGAUUCUUCAGUAAAACGCUUGUAUGUUCUUUGUCAGCGUUGGCUGUGUCCACCCUCACCAUCUCUGUGGUUUUUGCUGUGAUCCCGCUAUGCUAUAAGCUGCUCCUAUUGGCUUUUGCCUUGGCGGUAUCUGGUCUUGCCAUGGGCAUCAUUGACACCAUCUCUAACCUACAACUGGUCAAGAUCUACCAGAGAGACUCCACAGUUUUCCUGCAGGCCCUUCACUUCUUUGUGGGUCUCGGGGCGUUAGUGAGUCCCCUCAUCGCUGACCCCUUCCUUUCUGAGACCAGCUGUGUGAUUGGGAACAGCAGCAGCAAUGCUACAUCAUUAAGGCAUCUGAGGAACAAGCUCGCCGGCAGACAUGUGCUCAACGUGUCCAGCGUCCACCUCCACACUAAUGGAGAGGUGGUGACCAACGUCUCCUACGCCUUCUGGAUCAUGGCUAUCAUCAAUCUUCCUGUACCAAUCGGCAUAUUAAUCCUAAUGUAUUGGGAGCGACUGUUCACGUGCGGCUCAAACCCCAGCCGGCGUUUACUAGACGGAGACGCGCUAGCGAUGAAAACCUGGGGAACCACAGGUCUGACAGAAGACGCUGGACAUCAGAAAGAGCCUUCCAAAAGCCAUGUAGACGUGUUCGACUGCUGUCUCCUUGGCAACUCGCACAAUUUUCCACUGUCUUUCUUUGGGAUCCAUAUCCUUGGGGGUCUGGUGCUCUUCUUUUCUGACGGUAUAGUGGGCUCGUACACAGGCUUUGUGUACACCUACGCAGUGGCGCCCCCUAUAAAUCUGUCUCACAAGACCGCCGGAUACUUGACCUGCGUCUUCUGGGCAGCGAUCACUGUCGGCCGACUGUCCGCCAUACCUCUGUCGUACCGCUUUAAACCUGUCCGAUUGCUCACCGUUAGUCAGGUGGGUGUGAUAGUCACACUACUUCUGCUGCUGAUCUUCUCCAACAGUAGUGUGUUCCUCUUCAUCGGCACCUGCUGUCUCGGCCUAUUUAUAAGCAGUAUCUUCCCCUGCACGCUCGCAUUCACCGAAGACAUCCUGGAGUACAAAGGUUGUGCCACAACAGUCAUGGUGACCAGUGCAGGGAUGGGCGAGAUGUUACUCCAGGUGAUCGUGGGUUCGGUGAUGCACAAUCAAGGUAGCUUCAGCUUCCUGUUGUGUGGAAUGAUCUUCGGCUGCCUGGGAUUCGCAUUCUUCCUUUUGCUGUUCUUCGUCCAGCAAAGUCACAAAAACUUCACAGAAGCUUUACCUAGUAACACCCCUUCCGAAAGGCUUGAGGAAAAUGGGAUCAAGACCUGUUCUGCUGCCGUCCUGAACUCAUGGGACACGUCAGAGCAGAAAGCGUCCAUCGAUCCCUAACAAUACAGAAGAUGGAUGAGAAUGACAGGAGCGAAGGGACAAUGGUGUCAUGACUCAGGGACAUCAAGGACCAAACACAUCCUGCAAAUCACUGACAAUCAAAAGAGCUAAUAGAAAUAUCAUUGAGUGUUAGAAGUUGUAUUGAAAGCUUUAUUUUUGUAUUAAAUAUUUUUGAUGAAUGAUCAUAAAUUUGAAUGCAAUUGUUCUUAAUGGCUGCAAUGGAUAUGUGCAAUAUGACUUUUCUCUGUAAAGAAAAGUUGCUUUAGUGUUCGUUGUUAGAAACGCACUGACCAAUCAGCACUGUACAACAUAAAAUAGUAGUUUUUAUUAUUUUCAAUAUGUAAAAGCCCUGCAGUGUGGAAUGGCCUCACGCAUUGCAUUACUUUGUUCUUUGCUUAUUCACAGAUUAGUAGCCAAAUCAUUCUCUGCCAAAGUCUAUAUGUUCAUAACACAUUUGUAGUAAAGUGAUCAAAAAAGUCAAAAAAGGACAUCCUACCCUACCAUCUUCCUGAAAAAGCUUCCGUGUAUUGUGUUGUACAGCUUCAGGUCUAAUGGUUCCUCUAAAGCCCGUGACCUCAGCGUUCAGGUGGACGUUCCUGAUUGUUGUAGGUUGCUGUGUCAGCGUAUUUCUCUUGGCCUGGGUAAAAUUUUAUUUGUUUUUUCUGGUUUACACAGGUGUCAGACAUGCUAGCGUUAACACAAUUGCUGCAUAAAUGAGGUCAGCCUUCUGCAGCUGUAUUUGAUGAAGACACACAAGCCAAAUAAGUUACUUUUUUUGCGUUUUUUAUAGAAAUCUUUCUUCCCUUCCAACAUCCACAGAUUAGUACAACAGGUAUGCCAAUGAACAUAGAUUUGUAAACAUUUGAGCUGCUAGAGUGAGACAAUCUGAAAAUACAUUUGCACAAAAAUAUUGAAAACAUUUGGUGUCAAUAUUGUACCAUAACAGUAGAAUUGAUCACACUUUUGAUUAUUACAUCAUCCCUUUUGUCCACAAAAUACAAAUUUGCUGAUGAAACACAAAAUGUUGUUCUAAAUGCAGUGCAGUUGUGACAUGUCAAUAUUUAGAGGAUGAGAAAAUCUGAUGCGUCUUAAAGUUUAGCAUUGGCACUUUCCUAGAAUAGGG
Molecule: messenger RNA, 2794 nt
Organism: Labeo rohita (rohu)
Lineage: Eukaryota; Metazoa; Chordata; Actinopteri; Cypriniformes; Cyprinidae
Gene: slc60a1a
Product: major facilitator superfamily domain containing 4Aa
Exons: 10
Coding region: 88-1671 (527 amino acids)
Biological process (GO): transmembrane transport
Source: RefSeq, a predicted model, not a curated record